This is a messenger RNA of Microbotryum saponariae, 662 nucleotides long. NCBI's taxonomy places the organism in Eukaryota, Fungi, Basidiomycota, Microbotryomycetes, Microbotryales, Microbotryaceae. The record is from the annotation of a GenBank genome assembly.
AUGUGGUCUUACAGUCGACGACGACCCGCGAUCGGCUGCAGUGGCUGACAAUCACCUCACCCCCUCUCCGCGCGCUGCGUCCUGCUCGCUUUCGUCUUGGUCUCUUCACAGUGCAAAUCUUCGUCAAGACCCUCACGGGCAAGACCAUCACCCUCGAGGUCGAGUCGUCCGACACGAUCGACAACGUCAAGACCAAGAUCCAGGACAAGGAAGGCAUCCCCCCCGACCAGCAACGUCUCAUCUUUGCCGGCAAGCAGCUCGAGGAUGGCCGCACGCUCGCGGAUUACAACAUCCAAAAGGAGUCGACGCUCCACUUGGUGCUCCGCCUGCGUGGUGGUGCCAAGAAGCGCAAGAAGAAGACGUACACGACCCCCAAGAAGAUCAAGCACGUGCGCAAAAAGGUCAAGAUGGCCGUGCUCAAGUACUACAAGGUCGACUCGGACGGCAAGAUCAAGCGCUUGAGGCGCGAGUGCCCCACCCCCGAGUGCGGCCCUUCGGUCUUCAUGUCCUUGCACUCGAACCGUCAGUACUGCGGAAAGUGCGGUCUUAGUAAGUGGUUUGGUCGCGGGUCUCUUUGUGGGAUUCCUGCUUCCGAGACUAACGAUGAGCUGCUCUCUCUGUCUACAGCCUACCUCUUCGAGGAAGGUCAAACCAAGGCCUAA